Molecule: messenger RNA, 2106 nt
Organism: Zychaea mexicana
Lineage: Eukaryota; Fungi; Mucoromycota; Mucoromycetes; Mucorales; Lichtheimiaceae
Exons: 3
Coding region: 427-1803 (458 amino acids)
Biological process (GO): SCF-dependent proteasomal ubiquitin-dependent protein catabolic process
Cellular component (GO): SCF ubiquitin ligase complex
Molecular function (GO): protein binding
Source: RefSeq, a predicted model, not a curated record
GAGAGUGUGGCCCCACAAAUGUAAGCCACGACAGAUCAAUUCACACAUAUUUUUGACGCAGCAUGUCAUGUCCCACAUGCAAGCCAUCCUCGCUUACCACCGGCUGAUCAUCCCUUCCUUUCGCCACUGCCCCUUCCUUUGCACUUGUCUGUCCAUCGUCUCCGAUAUGUUUCGCCUCUGUCGAUUCAUUCUUUAAGAGAACAAAAAGUCGGCAUUCAAAAAUUACACAUCGUCCGUUGCACCAAUGCCUAUAUUUCCCUCUUUUUUUUUGCCUGGCUCUUCUUUUCUUUUCUCUUUACAUACACAUCUCCCCUGCCUACACCUCCCUCAACCCCUCCCUUCAUCCCUCUCUCUUUCUCUCUCUUCAUCUUCCUUUCGUAAACCUCUUUCUCUCUUAUUCGAUAGACUUUAGACUUAUAGACUAUAAUGGAUACAACCGAUGCCCAAAAGGAACUAGAAACAUUUAGACGGCAAUGGCGCCAGGAGGUGGAGAACCGGAAGCACCAGCAGCAGCAACAGCGACUGCAACUGCAGCAGAAACAAGAUCCUGUUGCCAUGGCACCACCCGAACAGCCGAUCCAGCAAGAUCCGCCACCAUUGCCUGAGGAAAUGCAAUCAUUGUCAGUGGAAAAUGACCAACAGCAGCUAAACGAACCGCAAUCGGCCAUGGACCACUACAUUGUCGCUGUUGAUAACGAAAGACAAGGGAAAUUGGGCCAAGCAUUGGCAUCCUAUCGACGUGCAUUCAAAAUGGAUCCUGAUGUGGAUCGCCACUACAAACGGCACUAUCAAAAGCAUGGUGUUGAGCCAUCGUUGACAUCGUCAGCAGCGCCGGCUACAGCAACAAAAGAGAAGGGUGAAGCACAAGAGUUUCGUCACAUUGUGCCUGUGGGCAACGAAUAUAUUGCACCUUCGGCUACUGGCAAAGACCCGCUCGAGGACUUGAUCAGGGAGUUUACAAGUGAACCAGUGCCUUAUCUUGCUGCGGUCGAUUACAAGCCGGUGCAUGUCGCCAGAAUACCCAGCGAACUGCUGCUGCAUGUCUUGCGGCAUCUCAUUUUACGCUCCGUCUCGUCGGUCGCCCAAUUCGCGCUUGUAUGCAAGAACUUCUUCUUGCUCACUCGCGCACCGUCAUUGUGGCGCUUUGCAUCCGAGCAUGCCUUCAAAUCGCCCUACAUGACCUUGGAAACCUCACGUGUGUUCCAGGCUGAUUAUGUGGAAAAGGUCUAUCAUGGGCAUUGGCUGCGCAUGUUCAUUGAACGUCCGCGCAUCCGCUAUGAUGGCGUUUAUAUAUCAAUUUGUCAUUAUGUUAGAAUGGGUAAUAACGAUGAAUCAUAUAACCAACCUGUUCACUUGGUCACAUACUACCGGUACCUACGGUUCUUCCCAGAUGGCACCAUCUUGAAAUACCUUUCGACGGACGAACCGGCGCGUGUUGUCCGGUUGCUCACACCAGGAUUCAACCAACGCCAAGUAUUCAGGGGUCACUUUGAACAGAAUGAAGGACGCAUCUACAUUGAAAUGAAGGACCGACUACGGCCGCGUGAAGAUUUCAGAAUGGUCUUGGAUAUCAAGAGCACGCAUCGUGGCAGACAUAACAAAUUGACAUGGACUGAGUAUGCCAGCGUUACCGAAGGACGCGAGGAUGAGGAUGACACAUACUACGACUUGAAAAAGAUGAAACCCUACUUUUUCAGUCCUGUCAAAAGCUAUGCUGUUGAUCAUCCGUUAGAACCACCGUUGCUGGAAGGACCUUUAUCUCGACGAAGCGUUCCAUUAGACCAGUUAGAUCAGGAACAAUAAUGAAAAGUAUAAUUUAUUGUGUGUAAUUUUGCUCCUCACUUUUUCUCUUUUCUCAAUUUUGUGUGGUUGGAUUGCGCGUAGAUGGGGUUUCUCGUUUUCAGACAAUGGCUGUAUUAAUGGAGUUGAGUCGUUCAAUGUGUUGGAUGUCUUUGGAGGUAUCGCUUGCAUCGCUAUCAUGCCUUGUUGAUAAAUUGUUGUGUGGAGAGUCAUUGUUACCCGACCAGCGGACGACCCAGCAGAUAAUUAUGGCAAUACUGUCGAUUGCUAUUAUGGCCAUGUUCCUGUAUUAUCAAAACAAAGCGU